Molecule: messenger RNA, 966 nt
Organism: Actinia tenebrosa (Australian red waratah sea anemone)
Lineage: Eukaryota; Metazoa; Cnidaria; Anthozoa; Actiniaria; Actiniidae
Product: octopamine receptor beta-2R-like
Source: RefSeq, a predicted model, not a curated record
AUGGAUGCGGGGACGAACUCUACGCAAGUAAGUUUACGAUGGCUCGUGUUCAUGAACCGCAGUCCAGCUACCAUCGCUGUAGAGACAAGUAUUUUACUCCUUAUUGUACUGAUUGCCAUUGGAGGAAAUCUUCUGGUAGUAAUCUCCAUCUAUCGCAAUCCCAGCCUUCGUAUCAUCACUAACUACCUCGCACUCUCCCUCGCGAUAACAGACAUACUGCACCUUAUAAUGGCGAUGCCCCUGACGAUCAUCGCUUCUGUACAAAGUAGGUUUGAUUUCAAUCCACAUAUGUGUGAUUUUCAAGCAAUAUCCGUGAUAAGUCUAGUCUACAUAACAGUCAUAAACAUGGUCCUUAUGGCUGUCAAUCGUUUCGUUCGUGUCUGUAAACCAGAGAAAUACCAAAAAUUGUUUAAUAAAAAAACCACUUCGAUCAUGAUCGUUAUAGCAUGGGUGACGAUAUUUGUUGGAACGACUGUCUAUAACAAGCUAAGCAACAGUGCUUCAAACGCGAUCUUUUUUCCCGAGCAAAUGAGAUGUAACUUUGUGUAUGACACAAACAAGCAAUUAUUCGUAGUUUUGGGUAAUAUGUUGAUCGUCGCUUGCUUGCUAAUACCAUUCAUUAUCAUCACCUACUGCUACUUCAAAGUAUUCAAAAAAAUACGAAAACACAAGAGAAGCAUUGCGGACUCCACCUCGACAAACUCCAGCGGCCUGGGCAAGAGCGUACGAGAAAUCAAGAUCACUUGGACUCUAUUUGCCGUGUUGCUAGGAUACUGUGUCACGUGGAUUCCAGCGCUUCUUGUUACCUUAGUAACAAACAUUUUUGGUUGGUCGUUCUUAUCUCGCCAGGUUCAUUUGAUUGUAACAUUUUCCGGAUUGAGCAGCUCUGCUUUGAAUCCUGUGAUCUACGGAUUAAUGAACCCUAGUUUUAGACAGGAAUACGCCAAAAUAUUUGGCUGUAAGUAG